AUGAUUACUCAUGAUUAAAAUGAUAAUGAAUUGGAAGUAGACGACAGAAGAGAAAUUGAGAGGCUUAAAUUGAUUGAAUAAUCUAUCAGGACAAAAGUGUAAAUGCUAUGUGAAUACCACUCAGAGGUUAACAGGCAGAUAAUGUAUUUAGAGAAAAAUUAUGAAAAUUUACAGGGUGGCAGCUUGCUUGGAGAUAUUUAAAGUUAGAUUUAGUUAUAAAAUACGAAUAAACUUACUAAAAAUGGUUCAAACGUAUAUAAUGAUAAUAUAACAAAUAACUAUAAUUAUUACUAAGACAAAAAUGAUGGUGGCAAUAUUUUUUAGGAAGAUGAAGAAGAGUACUUUGAAGAAGAAUAAGACGAAGAAGAUUAAAAUGAGUUGAAUUUAUCUAAAUAAAAUGAUAGAAGCUUAUUUCAAAAUGAGAUAAUAGAUAAAAAUCAUUUGUUAGUUGAUAUGAGUUAGAUGUUUCCAAAACUAAUGAAACCAAGACAACAGAAUAUCCAAAAAGAUGAACCAAAAAAGAAAAGAAUAUCGACAUUAUUAUAAACUAAGAAAAUGUAUCCUUUUAAAAAGAUGAAACCACUUCCUAACGAUGAGCCUGGGAUUGUUUGCCAAAAGUUGGCCAUGAAAGAUAAAUAUGAGAAAUUUUUGAAGAAAUUGAAACAAGAAAUGCCUUAUUAUAUAAGUGAUUAUGGAUAAAUUAGGUAUCCGAUUUAUGUAAAAAAGAAAGUGGCAUUUUUUUGCAGAUAUAUAAGCAGAACUAAACUUGUAGAAGACACAAGAAUAGGUGCUGAGGCAGUAGCCAAAUGGGUAAAAGUAUACUGUGAUUACAUGGACGACAAACUUGAGAACGGAGAACCUAACGAAACUUUUGAAGAAUACGUCAAAUAAAAACAAACAAAAAGCGCAUAUAUAAUAAAAAAAAAGCAGCUUAAUUGCUAACCAAACUUAAAUCAGGCCAUUUUAAAGCAAGUCCAACCAGCUAGUUGGUAAAAUCAGGAAAAUCAUAAAAAAGUAGACAAUUAGAAAAACAAAUAUAAUUUCAAAAUGUCUUGA
This is a messenger RNA of Tetrahymena thermophila SB210, 1056 nucleotides long. RefSeq lists its product as hypothetical. The record is from RefSeq and is a predicted model, not a curated record. The transcript has a single exon. NCBI's taxonomy places the organism in Eukaryota, Ciliophora, Oligohymenophorea, Hymenostomatida, Tetrahymenidae.